Messenger RNA from Oncorhynchus keta (chum salmon), 2938 nucleotides. It is a transcript of the gene cadm3, whose product is annotated as cell adhesion molecule 3. Gene Ontology annotation, cellular component: presynaptic membrane. Bases 322 to 2076 code for a protein of 584 amino acids. The record is from RefSeq and is a predicted model, not a curated record. Gene Ontology annotation, biological process: homophilic cell-cell adhesion. NCBI's taxonomy places the organism in Eukaryota, Metazoa, Chordata, Actinopteri, Salmoniformes, Salmonidae. The transcript is spliced from 12 exons.
CCUCCUGUCUUUCAGACAGACUGUUUUUGCUGCAUUGAACGGUAGCCGUGGAGAGAGGGAAAACGCAAGAAAAACAAGAAGCCGAAGAAGGAAGAUAAAAAAAAGUCAAUAUAGACAUAUCCAGAGAGACCUCAGAUCCAGCGCCAGCUAUCCUGCAUCACAAGGACCACUUCCAGACCAGAACCAACGGCGACAAAUAGUGCAGGACCCGGACUCCAGAGGCGUAUAUCGGUAAUACUCUGGUAACACUCCGGUGCUCCUCUGCCUACCCUCGUGAGGAUUCAUCGAGACGAACAAACAGAUCUGUGUGUCCAACCGACCAUGGCAUUCCCUUCUUACCCGGUCCCUGGUCUAUGGACUCUGAGCUUAUUGACACUACUGGCAGCCUCUGUUCAAAGCAACUUCAUCGUUUUUGACGAUGACCCCAUGCAGCCGGUGACCCAGGACGAGACGGUGUCAGUGGGCGGCACGGUGACCCUGACCUGCCGGGUGACAGAGAGCGACAACUCCUCCCUGCAGUGGUCCAACACGGCCCAGCAGACUCUGUACUUUGGAGAGAAGAGAGCUCUGAGAGAUAACCGUAUCCAGCUCCACCAGUCAACAGGCACAGAGCUGUCCAUCACCAUCGGAGACAUCCAGCUGUCAGACGAGGGGGAGUACACCUGCUCCAUCUUCACCAUGCCCGUCCGCACUGCCCGUGCCACCGUCACUGUGCUAGGUGUCCCUGGUAAGCCUCAGAUCUCUGGCUAUGAGGAUGCUGUGCAGGAAGGGGGCAAAGUCACUCUCACCUGCACCAGCUCCGGGAGCAAGCCUCCCGCCAAACUACACUGGUACAGGGACCAGAAGGAACUCACAGGUCGCCCUGAUGUGGUGGAGUCUAACCCUGGUGAGCCGACCUACACAGUGAUCAGUGAGCUGACUCUGACUGUGGGCCGAAGCGAUGAUAAUGCUCUGAUUGCCUGUGCUGUAGACCACCCUUCUCUGGCCCAUGGGGACAAAGGGAGCGAGCAACGCAUUAGAGUCCUGUUCACCCCAGACGUAACUAUCCAGCCUGAGAGUGAUCUGCCCAGAGAGGGAGGAAAGUUCCACCUGCAGUGCAUUGCCAACGGAAACCCCGAGCCUAUCUCGUACGUGUGGCAGAAGAAGGAUGGAGAGCUCCCCCCGCUGGCCAAGGUGGAUGGUAGUGUCCUGCGCUUUGAGAUGCUCAACAAAUCAGACAACGGCAUGUACCUUUGUCAGGCCGACAAUGGCAUCGGGAAGGUGCAGGGACAGUACACACUGUUGGUGCAAGACCUGACAGAUGAUUCAGACUACCUCUUCCCUACCUCUUUCUAUCUACCCUCCUCUUCUCCGACUUCUGACUCCCCCCCUCCUUCUCUUUUUCAUGAUUCUUUCUCUCAAUCCACAUCCCUUAUGUCAACAAUGUCUGGCACCGGGUCUGGGUUGUCUGCCUCCACAUCCCUACCUGCCACUUCUCCUCCCGUUAUCCCUUACCCAUCUGACCUUACUAUCACCCCUUCCCCUUAUCCCUCCUCUUCAUCCCCCUCUACCUCUUCUCCCUCUCCUUCUCACUCUCCUCCUCCUGCCAAUGUUCCAUCUACCUCUCUUUCCAACUCUCUCUUCCCUGAUCUUCCACUGUCUCCCGAACCCCUUCCCCCCUCCUCCUCUGACUCCUCCUCCCCCUCUUCUUCUUCCUCCUUUACUUCCCCUCCUCCUACCAGCGUUACUCAUUCUAUCGCUCCCCCCUCCUCUGUCUCCCUCACUCCCUCCUCAGUUCCCAUACAGCUGAAUGGAGUUUACAGUUUCACAGAUGGUCCAGACAACAUUGCAGACCCCACUGCCAUGUCUACCUCUUCAGGAGUGGACCAUGCUGUGAUUGGAGGAGUGGUGGCAGUCAUCGUCUUCAUCCUGCUCUGUCUGCUCAUCGUCUUGGGCAGAUACCUCAUCAGACACAAAGGGACGUAUCUUACCCAUGAGGCCAAGGGCUCCGAUGACGCUCCCGACGCCGACACGGCCAUCAUCAACGCCGAGGGCGGCCAUUCCGGAGCAGAGGACAAGAAAGAGUACUUCAUCUAGGGAGGGGUCGGGAGGGGGGAGAGGAACGCCUCCAUUUGUCUUCACAAGCUUCAGUUCUUCACAGCAGCCAGAGGGGGAGGAGUAGGGGACAGACAGACAGACAGGGAAAUGGUGAAGUACUGAGACUGACAGGAAAAACAGAAAAGCUUCACCUGCAUUGAAAACAGUGUGAUUAUUUGCACUUAUAUACAUGACUUCCUCAUGUCCACUGACACACACACACACACACACACACUACGUGUUACGUGUCACUGACACACUGUUACGAGAUACACAUCCUGUUCAUGUUCACAUGAACAUACAAACAGGCACAUGUACAUGUAACAGGAUCAUAGUAAUGCAAAGUAAUGUUCGAUUUCUUGAUUUAAGAGGAAAAACACAUUUUUUAUACAUGCAUAUACAGUACAUAUACAUGUUUCAUUAGCAUUCAACUGUCAGUGACACAAAUGCAAAAUUGUACUCCACAUAUUAUUGCAAAAAUGUCAUUCACAUUCCAGCAUGUUAUGCUGAAAUACAGUUUCUGAACCCCAAACACUGUCCCCCACCCAUUUAUCCAUACCAUUCCUCCCACUCAUCUGUCUUUCAUUUUCCCUAUUGUCUUCUCUCUAUUCUAUCACUCCCCACAUAGACUACGACAGACCAGGACAGACUCUAUAUGACAUUCUUCUGUUCAGCUAUCUGUCUAAAAUCAAUCAACAACAACUGCUGUACAUAACCUCUCUCUCUUUCCCGUCUUUCUCUGUCACACACACACACACACACAAACAAACAAACAAACAGACAAAUACAACCCCUAUUCCCUACAUAGUGCACUACUUUUGACCAGGGUCCAUUGUAACAUGAAGGAAACAGAAUCUAAACA